UAUACGGACGCCAUCUUGUAGGAACCACGCACUUCUCCUUGUUCGACCGCGUUCCCUUUCAAUCCUUUCCAUGUAUGCUUUCGACAUCAACUGGAAAAGACGAAAGGAAAUGCGUCUUCCUUAGAUCUGCCAAAAUGAGUGUUCUGCGGGUACUCGUUCUUGCCGCAUUUCUUCGGUUAGGUCGUGUGUUGUGUUCAUGUAGCUGCGAAAGCAUGUCAGCGAGGAUGUCGCACAUCCAAGGACAAGUGGACAGCUUGAGACAACUGGUCAAUGUUCUCAACAUGAAGGUAGGAGACAUGGUUAAGAAGGACCACGAAAGUACUAUGGCUGAGCUUAGGGGUUGGGGCCAGCACAUGCCUAACACGAUUCCCGUAAUGGAUGUCAGCGUCAAGAAAGAAAUACAGAAACUAGACAAAAGAGUCACGGACGGUAAGGAGAGGCUAGACUUACUCGAAAACUAUAUGCUGGUGUUGAGGAAUGAUAAUGUGAAUUUUUCGAAUGGAAUCAGAAAAGAGAUGAACGAGACAUUGAUGACAACAGUGAAAGAACUCAGAGAGGAGAUAAUAAACGGUGUGAUAAGUCCUAAGUUGAAACUGAUAGAAGAGCUAUCACGCAUACCUGACCGCUUGGAGAAGAUGGAGAAAUGGAUGAAGGUUGACGGGGCAGUUCUCCAGCUUCUAGAACCGUCAGAUGUUGUGGAAGGUACCACGGAAAGUGUACUCGAAAUUUAUUUUGUGGACACUUCAAAUUCGAGCGGUGGGAAUUUCUCCGUGAACGUCACUGGAGACGGACAUAUUGUGUGUGCUUCUGGUACUAGACUGAGUGCUACUGAAGAUGAGUGCCUACCUGCUGCAGCGAAUGAUACCGAAUCCUUUGGGGACACUACGGACAUGGAGAAGACAUUAGAUCAGAAGGAGAUUGAUGCAUCUUUGAGACAGGCGCUGAAUUCAAGCGGUGAAAAUUUACCUCUGAACGUUACUGAGGACGGUGGACGUGUCGCGUGUGCCUCAAAUGCGAGUCGGAGUGCUCCUGGUGAAUGCUUAACUGCUGCAGCGAAUGAGACUGAGUCCGUUGGCAACGCUACGGACAUGGUAGGGACGUCGGAACAGGAGAAAAUACACGUAUCAUUGGGACAGGUGCUGAAUGCGCUUAUGGCGAAAAUUGAUGGCAUUGAAAAAAGAGUUGUGGCCGUGAGUGCUCUGGAAAACGAGCUCGCUGUCUUGAGUGAGAAGAUGAAUGUUGUGGAACGAAAUGUCUCAGAGUUAAACUUUCAAGAUCGUCGACUGAAUUCAGAAGCAUCCACUGAACAGACUCUGCCCCUGGCUGUCCAAUUGAGUGAGCUGGAACCCGGAGCUUGUGUUUCGAUUUCAAAUUUCAAUAGUACGGUGACAGAUCUAGAACUACAUGUGCAGAACCUUACUGAUCGUGUUGAGCACGUCGAAGAGCUACGGCGAAAUGAAGAAAAUGUGUUUGAAAUGCUGAUGCUCCAGAGAAAUCGUACUCACAAAGCCCUUGCUGAAGCCUUUUCUCGAUUGUAUACAAUUGAGUCAACGGCCUUGGAUUUUGAAGACUUCAAGAAUGCUACCAACGAUAUGAUGCACAAUUUAACAGAUAUUACUGGGGUUUUAUUAGCACGUGUCCUUGAAUUUAAGAAAUCAGCAGAAAUUGCUCAUGAGAACAUGACAGCUAGCAUACAACAGCUGAGUGAUAACUUCGAGCGUGACGUGUCGCUGCUGAAUAUGUCCAUUGCUGAGAACGUACGUGUGUUGAGUCAGUCUGUCAUGAAAGACGUCGUAAACAUGAAUCGAACCUUACAGAAGCGUUCCAUCGAACUCUCUGCAGAUGUUGGAGAAAGGAUUCGCCAACUGAAUACAACUCUUGAAGAUGAAGUACUGCUUCUGAACGCGUCCAUGAUGAACAGCGUGGUGCUGCUAAACGAUUCGUUAAAGAACGACGUGGAAUUAUUAAACGAUUCGCUGAUGAACGAACUCGAAAUGCUGAAUAACACCAUGGUCGAGCGUGUUGUCACCUUGUCGAAACACGUCGAGAUGCUGAACGAGACGCUCAGAGAUGAGUUAGACGUCGUCAAUGUCUCUUUAGCUGAUGGCAUGGAACAGUUGAAGACGACAGUCAUGAAUAUGGGGAAUGGUCAUCAUGCUGUCCAGGGUUGGCAUCCAAACGACAGUCUUCCUUGUCCUGGACUGCUUUUCUUGGGCCGAAGCAAAAACCUCGUCUUGACAACAGAAAACGGCACUUUCCGGUCACCAAAUCUACCGGAAGACCCAAUUCCAGCAGAGCGUCGUGUGGUCUUCCGUUGUGAGCACCCAGGGCUCUUCCAGCUCAAAGGGGAGCAGGUCCUCAAGUGCUUUUCGGGCCGGUGGAGUUCUAGGCCUCCCACCUGUGAGCCUCUUCCCACGAUGGAAGAGUUACGGUCUAAGAAGGUCCUCAGCAACCUCCCAUCGAUCACGUAUAACGCUUCAGAGCGGACGGGUCUUGUCAUAAACAAGUACGGGGUCCUCGUGGUUACUCCAGGGGUAGACUUCGAGUUGACCUGUCUCUAUCCGAAAAGUCAGGGCUUUGUCACAUGGAAGCACAACGACACUGUCAUCAAGCCUCCUGCUGCGGCUUGGGCCAGUGGCGCUGACUCUGAUUACGCCUUCAUGCUGAAGGUCGCCGAAGUCCAGGAGUCGAACUCUGGAACUUACACGUGCGUGAGCCCAAGCGGACAAAGCCAUAGCGUGGAAGUCCAGGUAGAAGGUGUGCAAUGUGAUCGUCUGGAGGCACCAGGCAACGGAAGCAUUGAGAUCACCAAAGGUUCUACCACGCUGGGAUCCCGAAUAGAGUUUCAUUGCCAUCUUGGAUUCAGGUUGGCGGGCGACCGAGAGGUCACUUGCGUGUCGCCCGGUGUCUGGUCUGCGAAUGUUCCUGUCUGUGAAGCAAUAAAUGACUACGUUCCGCCGCGCACUGCCUGCACCCCGCCGAAGUUGACCAGGGUGAACCUGGGAAUCGUCCCUGUUCAAACCUUUUAUGCAGACAAGGCCAAAGUAUCUUUUGUCUGUAAUGAUGGCAGACGACCCGUCGGAAAGGCAACUUCUACGUGCAUGAAGGGACGAUGGAUGGGCACAGAACCCAUGUGCGACUGAUCAACUUUGGGACGUGGACGUUGCGAAUCAUGCAUAUAGUGUGGCACAUUCUGGUAUCCUCAGUGUUGUCUCGUUUAUUCUUGUGAGUUGCAGGAGUAGAUGAACGUGUCUUCAGUUAUGGACCAACAGUUAUGGACCAACUGCCGCAGGGAAAGCUACAGUGCACUUGGGGACACUUUUGCUUUCCCCACUUCAGGAUCGUUAUACAAGGAAGCCAAGGGGACAAAGUGAGCUGGGCCCCAAAGCGCUUGGGUACCCUAUUUUAAAACUCCAUAAUGUACUAAGAAUAGCGUAAGGAUGGUGUCGACGUUGGGGAAUCGUCGUCUUCGUCCUCAGGUAGGAUGAGCCGGUGCGAACUUGUCUUUUAUUGUAACCCUCGUGUAUUGGUAGCUGGAAGUGUGAAAGUUUUAAGGCAAUAAAGGAAUACAUCAGGUGUA
Molecule: messenger RNA, 3580 nt
Organism: Ornithodoros turicata
Lineage: Eukaryota; Metazoa; Arthropoda; Arachnida; Ixodida; Argasidae
Exons: 5
Coding region: 75-3143 (1022 amino acids)
Source: RefSeq, a predicted model, not a curated record